Messenger RNA from Ahaetulla prasina, 2343 nucleotides. It is a transcript of the gene DYNC1LI1, whose product is annotated as dynein cytoplasmic 1 light intermediate chain 1. NCBI's taxonomy places the organism in Eukaryota, Metazoa, Chordata, Lepidosauria, Squamata, Colubridae. Bases 35 to 1720 code for a protein of 561 amino acids. Gene Ontology annotation, cellular component: centrosome; cytoplasmic dynein complex. The transcript is spliced from 14 exons. The record is from RefSeq and is a predicted model, not a curated record. Gene Ontology annotation, molecular function: dynein heavy chain binding. Gene Ontology annotation, biological process: microtubule cytoskeleton organization; microtubule-based movement.
GCGAGAAUUGAGGAGGCGCCAAGGAAGAGAGCGCAUGCAAGCGUUAGAGAGCCCUCCCUUUCCUCGCGCCUCGGCUGCCAGCAUCCGGGUUUUUGGCCACGCUGUUGAGCCUGCUGUUGCCGGUCGCUUUGGUGGCUCUCAGCCUCUCAUUGAAGAAAAAAGCGACGAGGGCGCUAACAGGAUGAGCUCGGGCUACGGGACUCCCGCCACCGCCCUCAGCACAACUAACAGCAGCGGUGCAGACACGCGGGCCGGGGUGGACGAGGACGAUGGACAGAAUCUCUGGUCCUGUAUUCUCAGCGAGGUGUCCACUCGUUCCCGAUCUAAACUGCCUUCUGGGAAAAACGUCGUGCUGUUGGGUGAAGAUGGAGCAGGUAAAACUAGCUUAAUUGGAAAACUUCAGGGAAUUGAGGAAUACAAGAAAGGAAGAGGAAUGGAAUAUCUGUACCUAAAUGUUCAUGAUGAAGAUAGAGAUGAUCAGACAAGAUGCAAUGUAUGGAUUUUGGAUGGUGAUCUGUACCAUAAAGGCCUGCUCAGAUUUGCAAUAGAAGCCACCUCUCUAAAGAAUACUUUAAUUAUGCUGGUAGUAGAUAUGUCUAAACCAUGGACUGCUUUAGAUUCAUUACAAAAGUGGGCAAGUGUUGUAAGAGAACAUAUUGACAAAUUAAAAAUUCCUCCCGAAGAAAUGAAAGAAAUGGAGCAAAAAGUUGUUAGAGAUUUCCAAGAAUAUACAGAACCAGGAGAAGAUUUUCCAGCCUCUCCACAAAGUAGAAAUACUUCAUCACAAGAAGACAAAGAUGAUAGUGUUAUUUUACCUCUGGGUGCAGAUACACUAACGUGUAACUUAGGCAUUCCUGUUGUAGUAGUUUGUACAAAGUGUGAUGCCAUUAACCUUCUGGAAAAAGAACAUGAUUACAGAGAUGAACACUUUGAUUUUAUUCAGUCAUAUAUCAGACGAUUUUGUUUACAGUAUGGUGCAGCACUCAUUUAUACUUCAGUGAAAGAGAAUAAGAAUAUUGAUUUAGUUUAUAAAUAUAUUGUCCAGAAAUUGUAUGGAUUUCUUUUCAACAUACCUCCUAUUGUUGUGGAAAAAGAUGCAGUAUUUAUUCCUACAGGCUGGGACAAUGAAAAAAAGAUAGGAAUAUUACAUGAGAACUUUCAGAUUUUAAAAGUCAGUGACAACUUUGAAGAUAUUGUUAUAAAGCCACCAGUCAGAAAGUUUGUACAUGAAAAGGAAAUAGUGGCAGAAGAUGAUCAAGUAUUUCUUAUGAAGCAACAGACUCUGUUAGCCAAACAGCCACCUUCUACAACUGGACGGCCAGUGGACACCUCACAAAGGGUCCCUGGAGGAUCACCCAGGACACAAAACAGAUCUGUAACCUCCAAUGUUACCAGUGUUACAUCCAUCCCUGCUGGAUCUAAAAAAAUAGAUCCUAGUAUGAAAGCUGGAGCCACAAGCGAGGGAGUAUUGGCAAACUUCUUCAACAGUUUGCUGAGUAAGAAGACUGGAGCACCUGGUGGACCCAGUAACAUUGCUAGUCCAGGAGGAGUAGGAGGUACUGGAAGUGGUAGCAAUGGUAAUCUGCCGCCAUCUGCAAAGAAGUCAGGGCAAAAGCCUGUUUUGACUGAUGUUCAAGCGGAAUUGGAUAGAAUCUCACAAAAACCAGAUUUGGUUUCUCCAACAACACCUAUGUCCCCCACAGAAGGUGGGGCAUCUUGAAGUCACCAAAUAUAGCCAUUUAUUCAUUUUUAUUGGAUUAUUUAAUUGACUCUGCCUCUUCAUCCAAUGUCUAGAACUGGAAAACUGAAAUACUUCCAGAAAAGGACAAACAGAUGAUAUCUGUUGUAUUGCUGAACAUUGUAAAAGGGAAUUGCAUAGAUAAAAUUAUUACACAAUGUAAUACUACUAUUCACAAUUCAGUGUGACUUUCAAAUAUGCUUAUUCCUUACAGUCAGUGCCAUUCUCUAAAUUUGAAGGUGUCCAUUUAAUCACUUGAAAUCAUAAAACAGCUUGAAGAGUUGGCAAAAUGAUAUGCAAGAAAUAUGGGCACUUAAUUUAUAUUGAACUCUCAUUUUAACUUAACUCAGUUUUACAAAUCCUUUUGGAGAAGGAUCUAAUUUUUUUGGAGAAAGGUUAAUCAACCAUUGUUCUUUAGCACACCAUCAAUAAACUAACUCAAAUGUUAACACUGUUUGGAAUAUGACUUCAGAUUAUGCUGAUCUCAUUUGAAAUCUAACUUCAUUACACUGUUUGAAUUAAGUACUGCAGUACUAAGGAUUCAUUUCAAAUUAUUGGCAUGGGAAUUCUAAAUUUCUGAAAAAUAAAUAAAAAGUACAUAUGAA